This is a messenger RNA of Epinephelus lanceolatus (giant grouper), 4051 nucleotides long. RefSeq names its product kelch domain-containing protein 10-like. Gene Ontology annotation, molecular function: protein binding. The record is from RefSeq and is a predicted model, not a curated record. NCBI's taxonomy places the organism in Eukaryota, Metazoa, Chordata, Actinopteri, Perciformes, Serranidae. Gene Ontology annotation, biological process: positive regulation of stress-activated MAPK cascade.
AGCAGGUGGGGACGGUUGGCUUAUUUCUUUAUUUUGGUGUGACUGCUGCAGCUCGCGGGCUCAUGCCACUUCGUGUGGUUGAACUGCAGCGGGUUUCGGUCCAGGUCCAGGUCCGGGUGUGAACCCUGUCUGUGCGGCUCCCUCUCGAGAUGUCGUCGGCCGAAUAUGACGGAACCUUCAGCCAGCUCAAUAAGUUUGAGAAGCUGUCGUGGAGGCCCUCGAUCCGCGACUCAGGCUCCAAGAAGCGGGCACGGUGGCUUCAGGCUCGGCGCAUCUUCUCCCCUUCCUGCCCCAACCUGCGGAUCCCCAACAGGUUUCUGAGAGAAGGACACUGUGUACCUCCUGCCCGUAGCGGCCACCGCUGUGUUGCAGACAGCACCAACCUGUACGUGUUUGGAGGCUACAACCCAGACUUUGAGGAGGCAGGCGGGUCAGAGAAUGAAGACUACCCUCUCUUCAGGGAGCUUUGGCGGUUCCAUUUUGCCACAGCCACCUGGCAGCAGGUUCGCCCAGAGGGUUACAUGCCCACAGAGCUGGCCUCCAUGUCAGCUGUCUUACAUGGCAACAACUUGCUUGUAUUUGGUGGCACUGGGAUUCCAUUUGGUGAAAACAACGGCAAUGACGUUCAUGUUUGUAACGUUCAGUACAAACGAUGGAACCUGCUCAACUGUAGAGGGAAGAAACCCAACAAGAUCUACGGACAGGCGAUGGUCAUCAUAAAUGGCUACCUCUAUGUGUUUGGCGGGACAACAGGCUACCUUUACAGCACCGACCUGCACAGGCUGGACCUGACCACAAGAGAGUGGACCCACCUCAAACCCAGCAACGCACCCUCAGAUCUACCUGAGGAGAGGUACAGACAUGAACUAGCUCACGAUGGACAGAGAAUAUAUAUUUUAGGAGGUGGGACCUCCUGGACGUCAUAUCCUCUGGACAAGAUCCACGCAUAUAACUUGGAGACAAAUUACUGGGAAGAAAUAGUCACCAAACCCCAUGAAAAAAUAGGAUAUCCUGCUGCCCGCCGUUGUCACAGCUGUGUGCAGGUCAAGGAUGAGGUGUUUAUAUGUGGAGGAUAUAACGGUGAGACGAUCCUAUCUGACCUGUGGAAGAUCAACUUGCAGACUUUCCAGUGGACCAAACUUCCUGCCGCCAUGCCAGAACCAGCUUACUUUCACUGUGCAGCAGUUACUCCGGCUGGCUGCAUGUACGUCCACGGUGGUGUCGUCAACAUGUCUGGGAACAGACGGACUGGCUCUUUGUACAAAGUGUGGUUGGUGGUGCCCAGCCUGCUGGAACUGACCUGGGAGAAACUGCUGAAAACGUUCCCUCACUUAGCCCAGCUGUCCACCCUUCAGCUGCUCAGCCUAGGACUGACGCACACACUAAUUCAGCGUCUCAAAUAGACGCAGCACAGAGACUGAAGGAAGCGGUGUGUGAUGGAACAGCACUGACUCUCAAAUCACUGAUGACUUGGCAAACGAGUUCUCGAAAUGACAAAAACGUCUGAUGUCAAACGAUUAUGAAAAACUUUGAAUGCCUUUUAACUUUAGUUUUAUGUAAAUGUGCGUGCUUUUUUUAAAGGGAUACUUCACCACAAAAUGACCAUUUGUGUAUCAGUUACUCACAGCGUGUGUUGAAUUUGUGGAGGAAACUUUGUGUUUCUCACAUGCCUCCACGGUGAACAGAGAAUCCAGAAAAGAUGGUGGUGAGUGACUGAUACACAGCUGGCCAUUUUGCAUGUGAUGUAUUCUUCUAAAAAAAAUGUUUUGAGUUUGCAUGUAUCCAUCAGAAGCCAUGCAUCAGUGCGGACACCAAAAUCACUUUUACUUGUGCUUUGCUCUCAUCAUUUUGGGGUCAAUAUGUAGAACAUUCCCUAGUUUUUUGUUUUUUUAACUACACAUCACGGUCACGGAAACUUGUGGAGCAUGAGCAGGAAUAGUUAGACAUUCCAAAGACCUUUAAAAAAGGCUAAUUGAAUGUUGCUUCAGCAAGUGUAAUUUUAGAUUCAAUUCAGAGACUGAGAUGAGCUUGUUUCAGGCCCACUGUGAAGUAGGUUAGAUUAAAAAUGAUCGUCAAACUAUGCUGAUACAAACUCAAAGGGGAAUUGCGCCAAUUCUCUCCUAAAUCCAAGAAGUUUAAGUGCUAAAACUCAAACUUCAGAGGGUGUGAAGUGUGGAGCUGCUCCAUUGACAAUGAAUUGGGAAAUAUGUUCUAGAUGACACUUGAGAAUAGCGGGGGAAAUGUUCUGAGUAUAUGGGUACAUUUUCUGUUUCAGAAUUGAGAACACUACAGUAGAUUAAAGCUUGUUUGGCUAUAAAAAAGUAAACACACAUACUGUGAGUCCUCAAAAUCAGGCUCCCAUUCGUUGUCUGUGGAGCAGCUCCAGACCUAAUACCCUAUGACAUCACAUGUUUGAGACUUCUGUGGUUUCUUGCUUUGAGAGAGAGCAGCUCAUGUCCACAAAUAUUGAUCAAACUUUCCAAGGCCAUGGAAAUAACAUAUUGGAAUUCUGAAUUUAGGUGGCGUUCCCCUUUAAAUUUCCAUCUAGUUAGUCAGAAAUCCGCCAGAUACUCUGAAUAGAGGCACUGCUGACAAAGCAUGGACACAUUGAAACUGUGAUACCUCUUAAAAGUCAAAUUAGGUCAGACAUUUAAAGCAUGUUUUAGUCUUAGGGGCUUUCUGAUGCAUGCUGAUGUUGAGCUGUGAUCAUAGUCAUAUUCAAAAUGUUUGCCUCAGUGGUCACAUUAGCGCCUGAUGAAAACCCAAAGCUUCUUUAAAACACCUGUGACAUGAUGGCAUCACUGUGACUCUUCUAGUGCCUCUUCCUCCAUUCUUCCUCCUCUAGAAGAAACAAGUAAUUUAGAAAUGAAUUUUUACACCUGUAGCUCCACAGUGAUUCUUCAGCCUUUCUUUCCUACAUUUGGUGCCUUCUGAAUUUCCAAAAUGUCACUCGUUACUUUUGCAUCUUUGUAUAUCAGUCUUUUUUUUAAGAUUUUAUUUGUUCAUCACUCUGAACUGUGCACAUGAAGCCUUUUCCCCCCACGUGAUUCACCUGGUGUUCUCUACAUGAGCCUUUCGUCACUGAACCUUUCCGCACAUGAUUUAACAGAAAUCGCUGCUUGCAGCUAAAGAUUUUUCAGACAUUUUUUACCUAUUUAUUUUCAUCACUGUGCUGCUGUUUUAUUUUAUUACAGAACUUUGAAGUGUAGCAGAAGGUGUAGCUACGUUUCUCUUUCACCUGAUGUCAUUUUACCCCAUUUUAUCCUUUUAUACUUUAACGUAGGCUGUAUUGUUAUUUUUACUUUUUUUCCCACAGGACAUUGUGCUGUAAUGCUGUGGUACUUUAAAAACAAGUGGCAUGGGGCUUUUUAAACUAGUGGCAAGGUAGAGUAUGUAAGGCGUACUCAGGAUGUGUUAAUACUGUGAUCACACUCAGUCUGAAGAGCUGCGCAAACACUGACCAGGAUGUCAACAGGCUCGCUCAUUUUUCUGAGGAAUGGCGACAUGACUUUGAUGAAUUUUGCGGUUACUGUGGACUGUAAAUCUUAAAUACUGUAGUAACACUCCCAGCUGCUUGUAUUGAGUCACAUUUGCCUCCUUUCUCACCUGUUUUGUCAAACUUUACCUUGAAUUUGAAUAUUAGCAUUUUAAUUCACACAUGACUAUCGGUAUAAUACUAAGCUGACUCAUCUAUUAUAUUAUAAUGCCUGAUGUUCACAUUCAAAACUCCACCUCAGUUACUUUGUGUUAUGUUUGACAUGUUAUGGCCUUAUUUAUAUCUUACCAUGAAGCAACAGCUUCACUACAUGCUCGGACUCGGUAAAUGUACUACCUUGCUUAAACUGAGAUGUUUAUAUUUGCAUCAUUUUUGAUGUUAAUGAAAGUAAAAAGAUCUCUUUUGCAUGUCGGUACGGUGUGCAUGCCACUUUACAUGAACUCUCGGGAGAAAAGGUGAAUGUCUCCUCAAAAGCAAUUAUGGCUGUACUGUACAUUAUGUUUUGUAAUUCCUGUCUGUACAAACAAUAAAAACACAGCAGCCAGUUUUUCAGAA